Brassica rapa (field mustard) is the source of this 1925-nucleotide messenger RNA. RefSeq lists its product as uncharacterized. The record is from RefSeq and is a predicted model, not a curated record. Lineage: Eukaryota; Viridiplantae; Streptophyta; Magnoliopsida; Brassicales; Brassicaceae.
UCAGAAUUGCUUUAAAUGAGAAAUAAAAGUUCCAAAAUGACUAAAAUAAAAAAGCUUGUAAAAGUUUUAGAUUUAGCUAAUUAAUAAAAAUUAGCAAAUGUUUCAUUUUGAAUAUUGUGGGUUAGAAUUUGAAAUUAAAUUUGUUAAUUGGAAAUUAUGUCAAUUUAACUUAUUGGAUUAUUCUUAUUCAUAACAAUUUUUAUAUGUUUAUUCAAAUAAAAUUAUAAACCCAAGCAAAAUACACUAAUGGUUGUUGACUUGGUCAAAGUCACAAUUUUACUUUGCAAACUAAUAUACGAGUAUCAUGAAUAUUUUCGUAAAUCACUUAUUUUAAUUUUAAUAGAUUUAAUGACAAACAUGGAUGACUUAUUUUAAUCAUAGUAGAUUUAACGAAAAACGUGAGAAAAUGGAACCACAUAAAGUCGAAAGGAGUUAUAGAAAGACUUGGGGAGCAAGGCUACUCAUCUUAGUUAUAUGGAUCCAUUCGUUGAUAAGCAAAAAUAUUAAAAUAAAUAUGACUCGGGAAAAAGAGAACCACAUAAAGGGAAAAGUAGAUAUGGAAAGACUUGAGGAACAAGGCUAUUCAUCUUAUAUUAAAUGGAGUCAUUACCAAAGUUUCAACUAGAGAUUUUUGCAUUACUAGAAGAAAAAAAAACACACUAUGAGUUCUCUACUUCUCAGCCGUCUCUCUAGGCUCUGUCUGAGGAAACCACCUGAGCUAGGAGUUAGACACCUCGUUGGUGCUCGUUUCUUGUCGGAAACCCCUCUAUGUCACAUCUACGGUGCUGAACAUUGUGGAGAGAAUUGGGUUGACGGGGAUAUCGGUAGACUCAUGAUUACAGAUUUUUCUGGGCCAAGCUGUUGGACUAGGGUUUUGGAAAAGACGGUGCCCAUGUACAUGAUGGCAGAAACGGGAACGAUGGGAGCAUCACAUGGCUGGGUACUUACUUCGAAAUACGGCCCGUAUCUUUCAGAUGAUCUCAACCCUGGAGUGUCGGAAUCAGACUUUUCGGGAAUCGUACUGCCUGAUUUUGAAACCCUGCCUCAUUGUCAAACCGAACUGGUAACAAACGUGGCCAUGUCAUCCUCUUCUCCUGAUGACGAAGACUGCAUCUUGGCCGUCAAAUUCGUUGGACCUCAGCUCAGCCUAUGUAGGCCUGCUGAAAAGAAUAAAAAGUGGGUCAACAUCAGAAUCGAAGACCCGGCCUUCUUCAACUCCCGAGUCAUGUAUACAAAGAGAGAUAAAAAGUUUGCCAUGCCCGCUUAUGGGGGCACACACGUUGGAUACUGGGAUCUUGGAGAAAACUUGGAGAAACCAAAGCUGUGUAGAAGAGGCCUUUACACUCCUCAGUUGUUGCAGUCAGAAUGGGAAGAAUUAGAUUUGUGUUGCACGGUCGAAGAGUUGGUGGAGUCACGAUCGACGCAAGAAAUGUUUAUGAUUAAGCGGUUCAGAAAGAGAAAUAACAACAAGGGAGGGAGGAUGGAAGAGCAUCAAAUCUGGGUGUUCAAGCAAGGUCUUAACAGAUGUAACCCACUGCAAUGGUGCUACACUACUGACAUUGGAGAUCUCUGCAUUUUCCUCUCCAAGUCUGAACCUUUCUGCCUCAAGGCUAGCUCGCACCAGAAAUGCCAAAAUUCAAUCUAUUUCAUUGAUAAAAGCGAACGCGGAAUAUUCACUCUCGGGGGUAAGUGUAAGACAAGUAACUUCUCCAAUUUCACUGCCCCUUACUUCAUUCCACCUCAAUCUUACCUCAAUGCUAAUCGUAGCAAUCCAUCGAAUUCUCCCUAAGCUUGCUUGCUUGCUUGCAUAUCAACCAGCUCUGCUUCAAUUUUUUUUUAUGUAUUAUCCAUGAUGCUUUGGCUACUAUGGAAUUGGAAAUUCUAAAUUUUAGUUAUGAAUGAGUAAUGCAAUCUCAAUACAUCCA